CAAACACCUCCCUUCUCUGCUCAUCUAUCUCUCAGCGCCAACAAAAAUGUCCCAAGAAGCCGCUUUCAGCUUCCUCCCAUUGGGAGCCAUCAUCCAAGAAUUCCGCAUCGCGGACCAAAACAUCGUCCUCGGCUUCAGCACCCAAGAGCAAUACGACAAAUACAACACGCCGCAUUUCGGCGCCACCAUCGGCCGCGUCGCGAACCGCAUCAAAGGCGCUGUUAUUCAUAACCUCAAUGGCCGCGAUUACUCACUCCCCAAGAACAAUGGGCACAAUUCGAUCCAUGGAGGUGAGAAGGGGUGGGGACAGAGGGUUUUUGAUGGACCGCAUACGGUGAAGAGGGAUGGAAAGGAUGCGUUGUUGUUCAAGUAUCUGAGUCGUGAUGGGGAGGAGGGUUACCCUGGGACUGUGGAGUUGAGGGUGUGGUAUGCGGCUGGGAAGGAGGAUGUGAAUGGGGCGAAUCCGAAGACGGUGUUGACGGCCGAGUAUGAGAUUGAAUUCGUGGGUGAUGAGUGUGAGGAGACGGUGGUCAACCUUACCAACCAUAGCUACUUCAACAUCGCCGGUGCCCCCACCGUAGAAGGCACUCAAGCCCAGCUAGCCACCAACGACUAUCUCCCCCUCGACGGCACCAGCAUCCCAACAGGCGAAAUCACAAAAUUCCACAAAGACGUGACCAGUCCCUUCGGACUCGGCCCCUCAGAACCACACAUCGACGACGUCUUCGUGAUGGAAAGCGAUCCCUCCAAGAUCGCCCUCGACACGCGCACUCAACCCCUCAAACGCCUCGCCCAGUUCCACCACCCAACCACCAAGCUGCAUCUCGAAGUCCACAGCACCGAGCCAGCCUUCCAGCUCUACACGGGCAAAUACAUCGACACACCGCAGGUGGAGGGGGCACCGGCGCGCAGAGAGGGCGCAGGGUUCUGUAUUGAGCCGAGCCGGUUCGUUAACGCGGUUAAUGAGCCGGGAUGGCGGUCUAUGGUUGUGCUGAAGCGGGGACAGUUGUUUGGGUGUAAGAAUGUGUAUAAGGCGUGGAAGGCAUGAUUUGCUUCGUUGUUGGGCCCUGUUUUCAGGGUCGCCUGACUCAUAUUUACUCAUUUUGAAUAUCCAUAUCCACCAGAUCCACAAUGAAGACCUUUUCGGGCCGUUUUGCGUCUUUUCAUAAAUCUCGCAAUCUCAGCUGACCGGAUUAUGUUCUCGAAUCCGGCAAUGCUUCUAGCGCUCCGAAACGGUGGUUACCGGUAUUUUUUUGGUAUUGUAACUUACGUAUUUAACGGCG
This is a messenger RNA of Aspergillus glaucus CBS 516.65, 1283 nucleotides long. RefSeq names its product aldose epimerase family protein. The record is from RefSeq and is a predicted model, not a curated record. NCBI's taxonomy places the organism in Eukaryota, Fungi, Ascomycota, Eurotiomycetes, Eurotiales, Aspergillaceae. Gene Ontology annotation, biological process: glucose metabolic process; beta-D-galactose catabolic process via UDP-galactose, Leloir pathway. Bases 47 to 1048 code for a protein of 333 amino acids. Gene Ontology annotation, molecular function: carbohydrate binding; aldose 1-epimerase activity. The transcript has 2 exons.